Nicotiana tabacum (common tobacco) is the source of this 138-nucleotide messenger RNA. The record is from RefSeq and is a predicted model, not a curated record. Lineage: Eukaryota; Viridiplantae; Streptophyta; Magnoliopsida; Solanales; Solanaceae.
AUGGCGACAUGGAAUUUGGAGUAAUUGACAUCAAUUGAUGCACAAUUAAGGGCAUUGGUUCCUUGCAAAGUUUCUGAGGAUGAUAAGCUGCUUGAGUAUGAUGCUUUGCUUUUGGAUCGGUUUCUUGAUAUUCUUUAG